AUGCAGAUCGAUGGAAAAGGCAGUGGCAGCGAAGAUGGAGUUCUCCAAGCUCCCCUUCUACCAAUUAUCGCUUUUCUAAUCCUCGUUCGUUGGCGACCCUCGAGAUGUAGCACCAGUGGCGGCCACGGUUUCGACGCCCACCUCCGUGGGCCGAGUUUCCUCAUCGAGCCGGCCUCGAGGGUCGAGUUCUCAAACUCGAGCGGCGCGUGGCUGGACUGCGCCGCCACUGGCAGCCCACCGCCCAACAUCGACUGGUCGACGGCGGACGGGCUACCCGCGGGCGACGUGCCCGGCAUCAGGCGGCUCCUCAAAAAUGGCACCCUCGUGCUGCUGCCCUUUCCAGCCGCCGCCUACAGACAGGACGUACACAGCGCUACCUACAGGUGCGUCGCCAGCAACUCGGUCGGCCGGGUGCUCAGUCGCGACGUACAAGUCAGAGCAGUGGUCGCCCAAGCGUACAAGGUGGACGUCGAGGUGAUCGGAGGUGCCUCGCGGGGCUGCACGGCCGUGCUGCGCUGCGUCGUCCCGAGCUUCGUCAAGGACCUCGUCCGGGUCGUCUCGUGGCUCCAGGAGCCCGCUUUCUACAUCUACCCCUCGCUCCAGGGAGACGGCAAGUUUCACCUGCUGCCGACGGGUGAGCUGUUGGUGCACAGUCUCGAGUUCAGCGACCAGGUGCCGGGGUACAGGUGCCGCACGAUGCAUCGGCUGACGCGCCAGGUUGUCGUCAGUUCGGUGGCCAACGUGAGGAUAGCCGAUCAUCGGGGUAUCGUGCCCCCGGUCAUACUCGACCACUCGGACAACGUUUACGUGGCGCAGGACGAGUCGACCUCCCUCAUUUGCAUCGCCCAGGCGUGCCCCACUCCCGAGUACAGGUGGUACGCGCAAACGGGCGCCGAGCCGAUGUUAGUGCUGCCAGGACCGAGGACGAGGCUUUUGGGCCCCGUACUGGCCAUCGAAGCCGUCACGCUCGAGGACAGCGGUGUUUACCGAUGCACCGCCUCUUCAAACGCCGGUGGCGAAGCUAGUGCCGAGCUCAGGCUCGUGGUGACGGUGCCGUUGCACGUCGAGGUGACGCCCGCCCUGUCGAGCGUCCACUUGGGAGGUAGCGCCGAGUUUCGCUGCGAGAUAAGCUCGCAUCCGCAGGCGGGUCCGCACUUUGUCACCUGGUACAAGGAUGGCCGACAGUUGCCGGGCACGGGCAGACAAUCCGAACUCCUGAGGAUCAACAGCAUCGGCCGGGAGGACCGGGGCAUGUACCAAUGCAUCGUCAGACGCUCCGAGGGCGACACGGCACAAGCCUCCGCCGAACUCCAGCUCGGUGACGCGCCGCCGGUGCUCCUGUACUCUUUCAUCGAGCAGACCUUACAGCCCGGCCCGGCCGUGUCGCUCAAGUGCUCGGCCGCGGGGAACCCCACCCCCCAGAUCUCGUGGGCGCUCGAUGGCUUCCCGCUGCCCGCCCACGGAAGGUUCGUGGUGGGCCAGUACGUGACGGUCCACGGGGACGUGAUAUCGCACGUGAACAUCACCCAUGUGGUCGUCGAGGACGGAGGCGAGUACUCGUGCACCGCGGAAUCACGCGCCGGAAAGGUGACGCACGCCGCCCGGCUCAACGUCUACGGUCUGCCGUACAUCCGGCUGAUCCCGAAAGUGACGGCGGUGGCGGGCGAGACCCUGCACCUAAAGUGCCCGGUGGCCGGCUACCCGAUCGAGGAGAUACGCUGGGAGAGAGCCGGCCGCGAGCUACCCGAGGACCUGCGCCAAAAGGUCCUGUCCGACGGCACCCUCAUCGUCACGAGCGUGUCGAAGAUUGCCGACAGCGGGGUGUACACGUGCUGGGCGAAAAACAAACAGGGCCACAGCGCCAGGCGCAGCGGUGACGUCGCCGUCAUCGUUCCUCCUAAAAUAAGUCCCUUCACGGCCGAUCAGGAGCUCCACCUGGCCGAGCGCACGACGCUCACGUGCUCGGUGACGCGGGGCGACCUGCCCCUGACGAUAUUCUGGCUGAAGGACGGGCGCACCCUGAGCUCGUCCGAUCGCGUGACCAUCACCAACGUCGACCAGUACAACAGCAUACUCAUGAUCGAGAGCUUGUCCCCGGAUCAUAACGCCAACUACUCGUGCUCGGCGGCCAACUUGGCGGGCCAGGUCUCCCACACGCAAAGGAUCGUGGUCCAUGUACCACCGCGUUGGACCGUCGAGCCGAGCGACACGAGCGUCGAGCGCAACAGACACGUGGCACUGCACUGCCAAGCCCAGGGCGUGCCCGCGCCCAAUAUCAUAUGGAAAAAAGCCACCGGCGGUAAGUCCGGGGAUUACGAGGAGUUGCGCGAGCGGCCGUACACCAAAGUCCUGAACAACGGCACCCUCCUGCUCCAGCACGUCAAGGAGGACAGGGAGGGCUACUACCUGUGCCAAGCCAGCAACGGCAUCGGCUCGGGCAUCAACAAAGUCAUUCAGCUCAAAGUCAACUCCUCGCCGUUUUUCGCCGCGCCCUCGCGACUAGUCACCGUGAAAAAAUCCGACACCGCGACCCUGCACUGCGAAGUCCACGGUGACAAGCCCAUAAGCGUCGGCUGGUUCAAGGGCGGCAGGGACGAAAUGAACCCCUCGACGAAUUACAGGGUGACGACGAAACAAGAGUCGACGCCCGACGGCGUGGUCGCCCAACUGCAGAUAUCGUCGGCCGAGGCUUCCGACAGCGGGGCGUACUUUUGCCAAGCGUCCAACCUGUACGGCCGGGACCAGCAGCUCGUCCAGCUACUCGUCCAGGAGCCCCCGAUGGCCCCGGGCAACCUCGAGACGGCUAUGGUGGCGAGCCGCAGCAUAAACGUCAAGUGGCAGCACAAGUCCCAGGACACGAGCGAGGUUAGCAAGUACAUACUCCAGUACAAGGAGAACGAUGGUAUGUGGCAGCAGCAGGAGUUGAGCGGCCCGCCCCUGCCUUACGCAGCUCUGAUCGACGAUCUCAAGCCGGCGACGCGGUACACCGUGCGGGUGAUCGCCGAGGGCCCGGCCGGCCGGUCUGUCCCCUCGACCGAGCUGCACGUCAAAACGGAGCCGCAGAGACCGGCCGGGCCGCCUCUCAAUUUGGCCGCCAGGGCGCUCUCCUCGACCGAGAUACUCGUCACUUGGCUGCCGCCCCUGCCCGAGCUCAGGCACGGCGACAUCGAGGGCUUCAACGUUGGCUUCCGCGAGACCACGUCGCCGAAUACGUCGUUUAACUUUACAUCGGUGCCGGGCGACGGGGAGGAGGGUGGCGCUGAGUUACGGCUAACGGGACUGAGGCCCUACACGAGGUACACCCUCAUCGUCCAGGCGUACAACCAAGUUGGACCGGGUCCCCUGUCGGAGCACCUAAACACGCAAACCCUCGAGGACGUGCCAAGUAUGCCGGCGGAGGACGUGAGAUGUGCCGCCCUGACAUCCGAGUCGUUGCAGGUAUCGUGGCAGCCGCCGCCCAACAGCCACACCAACGGCAUCAUAGUUGGCUACAAACUCAAUUACGAGCCGAUCCUCGGGGAGUACUGGCCGAGCAUCGACGAAAUGGAGGUGCGGAAAACGAGCGCCCUCACUGCUGUACUGACGGGCUUGCGAAAGUACACAAAUUACAGCAUCCAAGUGGUGGCGUCUACUCGGGUGGGCGACGGAGUGCCGACGCGAGUCACUUAUUGCCACACACAGGAAGACGUGCCGGGUAGCCCGGCCGACAUUAAAGUUGUCGUGAGCUCGCCAGAAGCGCUCUUUAUCUCGUGGCUGCCGCCUCACGAGCCCAACGGUGUCAUCAUCAAAUACAAUCUACACACGAGGGUGGUGGACGGGAGGGAGGAGUUGAAUCACGGGAAGCGCAUGCUGCCGGCCGGUGACACGUACUUCGAGGCGACGGGUCUACAGCAGCGGGUCGAGUAUCAGUUCUGGGUGACGGCGAACACGCGAGUCGGCGAGGGCCAGAGCUCGAAGGUUGCAGCCCAGGUGCCGACGAAUCGCGUGCCCGCGCGCAUCACCUCCUUCGGGGUGCAAUUGGUGCGCCCGUGGCGCGGCACCGCCAAUCUACCCUGCAACGCCGUUGGCGAGCCGACCAGCCGGGAAUGGUACAAAUCGAACUUGGAACAGGUGCGCACGGACUCGAGCCGCAACAUACAGAUCCUUCAGUCGGGGGAACUCGUUUUCUCGAGCCUCCAGCCCCAGGACUCGGGUAACUACACCUGCCAGGUGGAAAACUCCCAAGGUAGCGACCGAGUGUUUUACGCCCUCGUCGUGCAAGUUCCACCGAGCGCACCUGUGCUCUACGUCUCGAGUUCGACCUCGAGCAGCAUCCUCCUCCACUGGAAGCCGGGCUACAACGGGGGCGCGCCUCUUACCAAGUACACCCUGCAUUAUCGGACCACUCACGGUACCCUCGAGGAGAUGCAGCUGUCGCGACGAGCCACCAGCCACGAGCUCAAAAACUUGCUCUGCGGCAACACGUACCAGCUGUACCUGAGCUCGCACAACAAGAUCGGCAGUAGCCCGGCCUCGCCGGUUCUUUCGGUGCGCACGCAGGGCCAGCCGCCCGGCAUACCACCGGCAGCCGCCUUUCUGGCGCCAAACUCGAGUUCCCUGGUCCUGAGGCUGACCACGUGGCCGGACAACGGCUGCCCCAUCAUGUACUUUGUGAUCCAGUACCGGCCGAUCAACGAGUUCCACUGGACCCUCGUCUCGAACAACGUCAAGAUGCAACGGCGCUUCGUGAUAACCAACUUGGCCUCGAGCUCCGUCUACCAGCUCAAGAUCGAGGCGUACAAUGUGGCCGGCAGCAACCAGGCCGAGUUCACCUUCGUCACCCUGACCAGGGACGGCGCCCCACCCAGCGAACUCUCGGACCACGGUGGUAUGGUCAGCGUCGUCGCCUUUUACGCCGAUCUCAAGUUCAUCCUGCCGUUGAUGCUCAUGAUGGGGGUCCUUCUCAUGGCCGCCGCUACCAUCGGGGCCCGUUGGCGCAACAGGUACUCGGCCGAGCGGAUGCAGAGGCCGAUGAAGGAGUCCCAGGAGAACCAACAGAACGCGGAGACGCAGCGGGAAAGGUACUACGCGACGAUUCACAAGGUCGCCUUGCAGGCCAACGCCGGGGCCCAGGACAAGAUUCCAGAGACGGCGGAGGAUAUCUCUCCGUACGCUACGUUCCAGCUGUCGGAGGGCGCAGGGGCCGGCCUGGGAGGCCUGGCUGGAUUGGGAGGCCUGGCAGGCGCGGCGGAAGUGUCCGCGGCCGGCCUACACCCGAACAACACUCUCCUACACAGUUUCAUGUACCACGAGCACGCGAUGACGGAGGGCUGCGCGAGUCCACCACCCGCGACGACGACGUUGAAGAGUGUGUCGUCGCGUCGACGUCAGGCGCGGAAGCACCGGGCCCAGGGCGACGUGGAGAGCGACGAGAGCGAGUCGGACGCGGAUCAGUUGACGAGCUCCCGGACCGAAUCGUCGAACCAGCUGGACGCGGGCAAGCUCAAGCACACAAGAGGCUUCCUGGAGAAAGAAAAAAAUAAAAAAGUCAUAGCAAUGCAAAUAAAUAACCAGAGAAAAGUUGCAUAG
This is a messenger RNA of Copidosoma floridanum, 5568 nucleotides long. RefSeq names its product Down syndrome cell adhesion molecule 2 (gene Dscam2). Gene Ontology annotation, molecular function: cell-cell adhesion mediator activity. Gene Ontology annotation, cellular component: plasma membrane; axon. Gene Ontology annotation, biological process: homophilic cell-cell adhesion; dendrite self-avoidance; axon guidance. Lineage: Eukaryota; Metazoa; Arthropoda; Insecta; Hymenoptera; Encyrtidae. The record is from RefSeq and is a predicted model, not a curated record.